AUGUCUAAACGAUGGUUAGGAAUAUUCACUCAUUUUUCUUCUAAUUCUUAUUUGUUCAAUUUUAAAAAAAUUUUCGAAAUGUUAUUCUCAUCAUUAAUCAAUUCACCGUUAAAAUGUUUAUUCAUGAUAUUAUUUUUAAUUGGUGCUACUUAUGUAUGCUAUUUAUGGAGUGCAAAACUUAAUGAAACAAAUAAUCCAGCAUUUAUUAUUAAUUAUGCAUCUAUUGAUAAUCCAUUCAAUGAGUUACGAUGUCGCAGAUUAAAAUAUACACAAGUUGGUCACGUAAAAACGCCUAAUAAAGCAUUAUUUUGGCCACAGAUACAAUAUAAAUAUGCAUUAUCUCAACCAAUAGAUUUUAUUUCACCGAAUUCGUCAUUGGAAAAUUUCAUUCCACAACAAAUAUUUGGAUCAUUUUACACUAAGUAUAAUGCCACAAAAAUAAAUAGUUAUGCUGUAUCAAGUAAUAAUUUAAGAUAUAUUAUUGAUAAGAAAAAUCACACUAUCAAUUAUACUACACCAAUUAUAUGGUCUCCAUUAGGUUGUUUACCUAGCUUGUCAUCAGCUAUAAUUAUUCCUUAUCGUAAAAGAGAACAACAUUUACGAGUGUUAACAGAUCAUUUACAUGGAUUUUUACGACAUCAAAGAAUACCAUAUACCAUUUUUAUUAUUGAACAGACCGGUGAAAGGAAAUUUAAUCGUGGUGCUUUAUUAAAUGCUGGUUUUCUUGAAGUUUCCAAAUUCAAAGAAUAUGACUGUUUCAUUUUACAUGAUGUAGAUAAACUGCCAGAAGAUGAUCGAAUUAUUUAUACAUGUGGACCAAAUCCAACACAUUUGUCAGCUUCAUUAAGUACUUUUAACUACAAAUUAAUUUAUCAAAGAUUUUUUGGUGGUGUUGUCACAUUCACACGUGAUCAAUAUUUUAAAAUUAAUGGUUUUUCAAAUUUAUAUGAAGGAUGGGGUGGUGAAGAUGAUGAUUUAUUAUUACGUGUUGAACAAUCUGGUUAUAAUUUAAGUCGAAUCAAUUUAUUGAUUGGUCGUUAUUAUGCAAUGAGUCAUAAAACAGAUGAAUUAAAUGAAAUAAAUCCAAAUCGUUUCAAGUUGUUGGAAACUUCAGAGCGUCGAUUUAAAAGUGAUGGAUUGAAUAGCUUGAAGUAUAAUGUAACUCAGUCGAAAUCAAUGUACAAUGGUCUACUUUAUUGGAUUUCCAUUGAUAUACAUCCUAACAACCAGAGAUAA
Molecule: messenger RNA, 1236 nt
Organism: Schistosoma margrebowiei
Lineage: Eukaryota; Metazoa; Platyhelminthes; Trematoda; Strigeidida; Schistosomatidae
Source: the annotation of a GenBank genome assembly